Messenger RNA from Raphanus sativus (radish), 1339 nucleotides. RefSeq lists its product as uncharacterized. The transcript has 2 exons. Lineage: Eukaryota; Viridiplantae; Streptophyta; Magnoliopsida; Brassicales; Brassicaceae. The coding region runs from base 135 to 407 and encodes 90 amino acids. The record is from RefSeq and is a predicted model, not a curated record.
CCCCUUCCAAACCUCGUCCUCUAUAAAAAUCAAGUUUAAACCCUUCAAAAAAAAAAAAAGACGAGCACCAACAUCAAUAGCAGCAUCGCAAACCUAAAACACCAGUUCACAAAAAUCAAGAACCAAGAAGAAAAAUGGAGGAAACAGGGCGUAAAGGAGUUCCAUUUCCAGGUUUUGAGAUGAGUGUUCACAACGACGACUGUGUAUUCCGGCGAUCUUUAAGCUGCCGUCUUCAGAGACGAGCUCCUUGUCCUCUCUUAUUACCACCAAGACCUCCUCCUUCCGCCGUAGCCCCUUCUACAUCUGCGUCUGAGCUCUGUCAAAAGGGCACAGAUCCAAUCCCUCUAUUGUCCCCACUCGUCCUUCCUUCAAUGCGUCAACCUAAUUCCACGACGGCCUCUCACUAACGCUUUCUCUUUCCAGACUCUUAGACCAUCUGCAACAGAGGUUCAAGAGGAGUCCAUAGCCCAAAUCCUUAGAAUUUUUUAAAUAUAAUAUUAAUAUUUGGGCCAAGAUUAUCACGGAUCGGUCCGUAAAUAAGGUGUAGAAGGAUCGAGUCCUUAGUACACGUGUCCCGUAACUAAUCGUCUCUCCUCUCUCCUCUCUCUCACCAAACUCAGCCGUAGAAGAAGAAGCCAUGGGAGAUAAGCUCUCUCUCUCUCUCUCCUCCUCCAUCACCCUUUUGAUUGGAGGAGAGAUGGAGACGAAUUCGAACAAACCGCCGUCGUUUCUCCCUAAACGCUCCCAAUCCGUCGACCGCCGUCGUCCCUCGCCUUCCCCGGCCACCGAAAUGUCCGCAGCCACGAAGAUGCUCAUCACCUCCACCAGGAGCCUCUCGCUUUCCUUCCAAGGCGAAGCCUUUUCCCUUCCCAGCAGCAAAAAGAAGGAAGCCACCGCCGCUCCUCACGUUAUCUUCAGUGGCGGUUUGUCAAUGCGAGGACUGAGUAUACUUUAAUGGUGUGCAACGGCGUGAUCCGCGUGCAACGGUGCUAUUUGUAUUAUUCUGUUUGAUCGCUGCGGUUGUUCUGUAUGUGACGCCGUUUCAGGUUGUGGCGCUUUUGGUUGUGAUCAAUGUUCUGAGACAUCCGAGGUUUAGGUACAGGCUGCCGUCAGUUCCUCUCAAUUUUUUCAGGAGGCUUCCUGCAAAAACUGAGUGCAUGCUCUGAGCACAAAGAACCGAUCGUCCCUUUCGGAAUUGUUAGUUUGUUUCUUGUUUUUUUUAAAGGUCAUGAUGACUCUUUUGCUUGUUGAUGAUUAUGAUGUCGUUUGGUUUUUAAACAUUAUCAGGACUUCUUGUUUGAAAUUAGUAAAUUAGCAUCUGUGUGUGGCUUUGAUGUUC